UGUGACGUAAACCCACCUUGUUUCUAAACGCACAUGUGUAUGUGUAGGCAGAAAUGUUUUCGCUAGCUAGAGGAUGAGGAUAGGGUUUAUCAGAGGUGUUGGUUAUGGAUUAUUGUUUAUAUCCAGUCUCUCUGUCAUUUUUCAAGUAACUGUUUACAAGCGAUGGAAAACUCGUGAUGUGGUUUCCUUUAAAGCUGAAGAUAUCUCCAAAAGAGAAAAUACAUGGCAUCAUUAUGAGCAAAAACUGGAUCGAUACAACAGGAGUUUGACUACAGGCCAGAGGAUCCCGCCAGAAGAUGCUGCUGUCAUACAGAAAGUCAAUCAAACACUGUAUUUUACCUCUGACAAAGUGGAAAAUGAAACACUGGGGACUGAGUUCCUGGACUAUGGUCGCCACCAAAUUUCCUACGAAGACUUUCUUGACAAGCCAUCAGUGGAUCUGACCAAGCUCCGAACGAACUGGAGAGCAGAUGCCCGGAUCAUCCAGAAUGCCAGCAACAAGAAAAGGUUUUUAACAAUCGGCAUACCCACAGUUAAACGAGAGAAGGACGAAUACAUUCUGAACACCGUCCAGUCCAUUGUAAACUGUACCACAGAGAAGGAACUCGCCGAAAUCUAUAUCGUGGUUUUCUUGGCCGAUUUUGAUGCAAAAUGGAAGGAGGGAAUUAGUCGGCAAUUGCGUGAAAAGUUUGAAAAGAUCAUUUCGCUGGGAACUCUACAUGUGAUUCAGGCAUGGGAGUCAUUUUAUCCGCCAUUGGAUAAUUUGAAACAUACAUUCGUAGAUCCUGAAACAAAAAAGAAAUGGCGUGCAAAACAAAACGUAGAUUACGCCUUUUUGUUUUUGUACAGCGAGACUUUAGCACAGUAUUACAUUCAAAUGGAGGAUGAUAUUUAUACCAUACCAGGCUAUUUACAAGCCAUUAAAGAUUAUAUUCAUAAAUUCAGGGAGCGCUGGGUUUGCUUGGAGUUUUCUGAGCUUGGUUUUAUAGGUAAACUAUACCACUCUGAUGAUAUAAACAAACUUGCAAAAAUGGUGCUUUUGUUUUACGCACAGCAACCGUGUGAUGUGACGUAUUUGAAUUUCAAUACACAGAUGUUGCAGUUUAAGAGACACAUAAGGCGACCGACCAUAUUUGAACACGUUGGAUACCAUUCUUCACUGCCAGGAAAAGUGCAACCUUUAAAAGACCGUUUCUUUCAUUCCUAUCCCAAGACAUUGAAAGGGGACAACCCUUCCGCCAGUGUUUAUACGAGCAUGCCCUUUGAAGGCUAUUUUAACCCUGAUAACUGCUAUAGUAGAGAAAAUGGUAUAUUCUGGAGCACUAGAUCUGGCAAAGCUAACGAUUGGUUCACUGUGGCCUUCAGCGAACCACAAAUGAUAAGCAGAAUUGAGAUAGAAACGGGAACCCAUACUCACCCGCAUGAUAAAAUCCACUACGCGAAACUUGAAGCAAGUUUAGCCUCCCAGGCUAAAGGACCAGGAAAACCAGAGUGUGGUUCGAACAAACUGCUGGGGUAUUUCGAUGAUGGGAAUAUAAAAGUUGACAACGUGCAAUCUAUUACUGGUCGUCAUAGAAUACACUGUCUGAAUAUCAUUCUGACCAACAAACAAGAGACGUGGGUGAUAGUGAAAGAAAUAGCAGUAUUUAUAGCCCGUAAACGGUCUCAGUAGGCAUAAUUUGGGCAUUUCUAGUCAUACUACUUUGCUUAUGAAUUCACUUACAAUAUUACAUGUAUGUGGAGCGAUGUAAUUGGGUGUGAUCGGUCAAAAUUAAAAAUGUCAAAACAAAACAAAAAAACAAGAAGACUUGUGCCAUACCAUCCAGAUUUGCCAACAAUGAUGGCUAUUUCAAGCUUUAAUUCAUCAAAGGUUAUACUAGUCUUUAUUUAACCUAUACAGUGCAAUACUCUUGUUUUCAUUUAAUUAUUUUGUCUUUCUCGUGGAUCUUAACGAUGUUUUAAAAGUACAUGUUUAUUUGUGUACAGCCAUGUAACGAGAAAGUAGAAAAUAUGUUGAGAAAGAAGAAAAUGUUUCCGGUGAUGAUGUCAUUAUCAGUAAUUUAUGUUAAGAUAUUACAUGUAGUUACUUCUUGCCAAAAAAAAAAUCUUGUUGAUCUCUUACUUUGUAUACUAGUAAGGAGGAUAGGAAUCAGACAUUUAUGAUUUAUGUACAGGUAUACAGAGCUGUGUUUUAGAGAGCAUUCCUGUUUGUGUCCUGUUUUGCUCACCUGGACCAAUUGUUCACGUGAGCUUCUCUGAUCUCCUUUCGUCCGUUGUCCAUGUCGGUCUCUAUUUUUUUUGUUCACUUUUCCACAGACGUGACGGAGUCAAUUUCAGCUUAACUUGGUACAAUAGUCAUUGGAUAACGUUGGUUGAGGGAAAGAUUUUAAUUUCCUUUUUCAGAAUCAAGAAGCGAGUUAAAUCAAAAGUCUUAUUAAAGCUUUCUGAUAUAUACUAGGAAAUGUAUACCAUAUAAACACAGAAUGUUCUUCUGAAGAAUAUUACUGCUCCAAGUUGUAAUAUUAUUGUUGAAGCAAGCUACAUGAAUAUACAUGUACGUUUACAGAUUUAAGUAAACAUGUAAUAGAUCCCCCUGGGGUAGGCUGGGGAAAUGUAAAUUGUCAUAAGUAAAUGAUAUUUAUUUCGACAUUUUUGAACAGUGAUUGAAAAAGUACUAACCUAGACAAGCUCAAGUUUAAUCUAAGUCUUAGUUUUACAGAAGGAAUAUACAGUGUAAAAGUGAGACUGAGAUUAAAUGAGAGGUCAUCUAAGUUUUAAGGGACUGGUGAGCGACGUGGCCCGUAAUCUUUUAUUUUAACUUGAAUUUAUAUAUAUGUAUAUAUUAAUGUAUGAUGAGACUGUGUCUAAUGUUAUACUCUGUCAGUUAAAGCAUGGUUUAGACUAUUUUUUACAUUCAGUUGAAUUGGUUUUUAAAUUACGAACUGUUACAUAUAUCCAAGUUUUUCCUUGUUAUUUCAAUUCAAAUUCAUUUCCCUUUGAUAUUACGAAGUAUGAACCGAUCUCAAUUAGGAAGAUUUUAUUUGAAAGAAAGAAUCUCCAUAAAGGUUUACUUAGUAGUACAGGUUAUAUGCAUUGUAUAAUAAACUUAAAAUUGACAAUUAUUAUAGUUAAAGUUUAAAUGAACGUGUGAACGAAUUUUAAGGAGAAUGUAUAUUGUUAUAAUGGGUGCUCUUGAACGUGAACUUGAGGUCAACCACAUAUUUAUAAGUAGAAAUUGAAGUAGUAAUUGAACUCUGUGUUUAAAUACUUUUUUCAUGAUGAAAUAAUUAAGAGUUGUUAGGAGUACCUAUACAUGAGCAUAAUUGUUAUAACACGUAGACUGAAGGUAUAAGGGUAACGUACGCAAAAUUAAAAAAAAACAAAACACUUAAAUAUUUUGUAUCGAGGAAAUGUUUGCUUGUUAGCUGUUUCCCGGGAAACCAAGGGAAUUAUUUACUACAUGUAUCAGUACAUAAUCUGAAGCUUUGAAUAUUUAUAGCAAUUAUUCCAAGAGGGUGGGGAAGUUGACCAUCAACAGCAUUCAAGUUGACCAUCAACAGCAUAAAAGUUGACCAUCAACAGCAUACUUUUUUUUGGGGGGGGGGGGAGAUUUGUAGUGGUUAACUUUCCGACAUCGGGGCCUAUACAAAAACUUCUUAUAUAUUCUGAUUUUUAGCGUCUCUGAUGUUGACACGUUGGAUUGUCAUAAAUGUAAUGCUGUUUAAAUAUUACCCAUGAAAUCCACGAUUAUUUUCGAAUAAUUUUCGAAUAAUCACCAGCUUUUACUAUCACGGUGCUUUAGAAAACAGAAUUUGCUUUAUAUAUGUAGUUGUAUUUUAAAGACAAUGCUGCUAAUUUGUGUUUAAUUACGUUUUUGUCAUUCAGUGACUGAUUCUAUUAAAUCACGAUAUUUAUGAAAUAAAAAAUGUUGAUUUAGAUACAAA
Messenger RNA from Magallana angulata, 3944 nucleotides. RefSeq names its product alpha-1,3-mannosyl-glycoprotein 4-beta-N-acetylglucosaminyltransferase C-like. The transcript has 6 exons. The record is from RefSeq and is a predicted model, not a curated record. Lineage: Eukaryota; Metazoa; Mollusca; Bivalvia; Ostreida; Ostreidae. Gene Ontology annotation, molecular function: acetylglucosaminyltransferase activity. Gene Ontology annotation, biological process: protein N-linked glycosylation. The coding region runs from base 74 to 1672 and encodes 532 amino acids.